CGGGCGGAAAUGGGGCUCCUGUCAGGCGGCGCGGCAGAGGCGGGGCAAGGGCAGGCGAUCCCGGCGGGGCUGCUUGGGCCGCCGAGGAGCCGCCGCCUGCAGCCCCAGGGCUCAGCCCCGAGAAGCUGGAUUCCCACCAUGGUACUCAAAGUCUUCUUCCCUUCUUGCUGUUCCUCAGCAGACAGUGGCCUUUUGAUCGGCCGGUGGAUCCCAGAGCAGAACUCUGCAGUCAUCCUAGCUGUUGUCCACUUCCCUUUCAUCCCUUUCCAAGUAAAGCAGUACCUCUCUGAAGUGCAGAAGGUGAGCCAGGUAGACAUUGUCGUGCUGGGCACUUGGUGUAACAACAAGCAGGAGAAAGAGGAGAACCUGGGCAAAUUCUUGGAUGACCUGGGCACCAUUUUUUCUCAUGAGCCUUGGCUCCAGAUUAGCAAAGAGAAAGGAAGCAAGUUCUGGAGCUGCCAUACCCUUUCCAGACAAGCUGACACCCCCACAGAGGAUCAGGUCAUUCUGGUCUAUUAUGACCAGCGCAAAGUCAUGCUGUCCCGACUACAUCCUCCUGAAAUAUCUCUGGAUAACCAGCCAGGGGUCAUCACUGCUCCUGAUGCUUCCAAGCUUGCAGCUGUAUUUGACACAGUGGCCAAGAGUGAGGUGCUCUUCAUGACAGAUAGAUAUGAUGAUGGGCCCAUCAAACUGACCCACUGGCAGUCAGAGGGUGUGGAGGCCAGCAUCAUUGUGGAACUGGCAAAGCAGGCAUCUGUGCCUGUGUGCAUGCUCCUGACAGGCUUGCUUUCCCUUGUCUCUGGACUUUGCAAGAGCAGAAUAUUUAAGUUUUGGCCUGUGUCCUUCAUAUGGAGCAAACUCUCAACUUGUGAGCAGGUUAGAUAUCGACUAGAGCAUCUCAGAUUUGUCUUUAGCAACCAAAAAGCUGAGAACCAGAACCAGCUGAUGAGGAAAGCCAACAUCUUUGUUUCACUCCUUGUGGAUGUAGCUCUGGGGAUCUUACUGCUGUCCUGGUUAUAUAGGAAGAAUCGCAUCGGUCAGCUGGCUGACGCUCUCAUCCCUGUUGCAGAUCAUGUGGCUCGGGAGCUCCAGGACCUGUUGCAGUGGUUGAUGGGAGUUCCCGCUGGUCUAAAAAUGAACCGGGCUUUGGACCAGGUGUUGGGCCGCUUCUUCCUCUACCACAUUCACCUCUGGAUUAGUUAUAUCCACUUGUUGUCCCCAUUCAUUGAAAUGAUCCUGUGGUACGUGGGUCUUUCAGCCUGCCUGGGCCUGACAGUGGUGUUGUCCAUACUUUCAGACAUCUUCGCACUCCUCACUUUCCACAUUUAUUGCUUUUAUGUUUAUGGAGCCAGAUUGUAUUGUCUGAAGAUCUAUGGCUUGUCUUCUCUCUGGCGCCUCUUUCGAGGAAAGAAGUGGAAUGUCCUGAGACAGCGGGUGGAUUCCUGUUCCUAUGAUUUGGAUCAGCUCUUUAUUGGAACUUUGCUUUUUACCAUUCUAUUAUUCCUUCUGCCUACCACAGCCCUCUACUAUUUAGUCUUUACUCUGCUCCGUCUGUUGGUGGUGAUUGUGCAAGGACUGAUCCAUUUGCUGGUGGACCUUAUAGAUUCCCUCCCCCUCUAUUCCAUUGGCCUUCGGUUCUGCAGGUCCUACAGGCUUGCAGCUGGUGUAAAGUUUAGAGUCCUGGAGCAGGAAGAGGGCAGACCCCUUCGACUGUUGAUGCAGAUCAAUCCUUUGUCAUAUGGCAGUGUGGUCCAAACCUACCGUCUCCCUACCUACAGCUGUUACCCCAAGGAUACCUGGGGCUCCCUGUGUAAGAAGCUAUUCUUUGGGGAGCUCAUCUACCCCUGGAAGCAGAAAGGAGACAAGCAGGACUGAAGGGCGGAAAUGAGCCAAAUGUGCAAGCCUGAGCCAAAGCAAACGUUUUAACUUGCUGCUCAUGGGCCAAAGGCAGCUUGAAGCCAACAACUGCUGGCUCAGUGCUGCCUGAGCUCCUUCGGCCAAGAAACCAAGACUUCAGCAGGGAUGGGAGCUAGGUUUAAAGUGGGAAGCACGUUAUGGGCACUCCCUUCCCUUCUGAGCACUCAGGUGUUAUUGACUGGUUGGGGGUUGGGGGGAGGGGGGCAGAUAUGGGUUUUAAUGAUUUCAUGUUGCUCCAUCCUUGAUUACACUAGUUCCCUCUGAGUAGGCCAAGGAUCAGCAACUAUUUUCAAAGAAAGGUCAGUGCCUUGGGUGUCUCAAGCACGAGAUAAGAGAGCUGUCCCUGGAGAGUGCUGCCCAGAUGGACCCCACAGUGUCUCUCUCCCCUGUACCUAUCCGGUCCUGUGUUAGAAGCUGAGUUUCUAGGGGUAAAUUUUGUUAAACCUGAGCAGUUGCUGCUCUCAGGCAUCACUGGUGGGAAUAUGUGUUCAGUGUGGGCUACACUCCCACUCUACUUAGCCAGAGUCUGUCAUUGAACAUCUCAAAAGCUGGUGACGAGUUCAGACCAUGUGCUGACAAACAUAGAGCUUUCCCUCCCCAGGCACAGUAGGAGGCACUUGUCUUUUACAUCGGAUGGUGCGUUCUUGCUGAAGAGCUGCCUUUUCCCUUCCCUAAAGCACUCCGGAGGGAGGGCAUUCGGUAUAGUGAGGAGAUGGAUCUGCCCCCAGAUAGACUUCUGCUCCUUUGCUAGGAAGAGCUGGCUGCUGUAGGACCAUUCGCUUUCUUCUCUCACUAUUUUCCUUGCUAUUGGGACUCUUCUAAUUCAGUUACCAAAUGCCACGCACUGUUAGCCAGGACAGCAGCUACUCUCAGUGUUAAUAAGUAACUCCAGCUCUCAGUUGUCCCCAGAGUUCUUUAAUGUUUUCCCUCUUGCAGGCAUGUUUUGGAAUCUUCCACAUUCCUCUUCUCCACAACUAUAUAUACAUAUGUGUAUGUGUGUGUAUACACACACACACCUUUUUUCUUUUUUCAAAAACUUCUAAGAAACAUUGUGCAAAAUUGAUCUUUCCAUUUGUCAGAGAUUUAAAGAUAAUGGGCACUGACUAAAAUUUCAAAUUCAUAUUUGCAUUAUAAGUGGAGCUGCAAAUUCUGGUGCUUCUCCCUAGAUACCACCACCGCCUUUUCAUCUUGCCACAGGAUUCUGAAAUCCUGAUUCUCACUUCUGUUUGAGUACAUCUUUGGAGGACAGAACAGAGAGAAUGUCCUUUAAGGAUCCUCUGCUCUCUAUAAUUAUAAUCUACUUGCUUAGCUUAUAUGGUUAGACCUAAAAAUAUCUCAUUUCCUCUAUGUGUGUGUGUGUGUGUGUGUGUGUGUUUCCUGCUAACAUAACAUUUCCAAGUGCUUUCUUCUGUAGAGUUUCUUCUGAGCAGCCCUGAGAUUGUCAUUUAUAAACUCAACAAUUUGGGGAGAUCAAAGCAGCCUAUGUGCCCACAUUGGGCAUGACCCAGCAAGUCUAUAUCCACUUAAUGAGAGGCUCAGGGGAAAUGGCCCAAUGAUCUUGCUCUCCCAAUUUAACAGGAUUUCCCCCAGUUGCUCAAACAUUUCAUGGAGAAAUCAAUUUUCAGAAUGAGCCACUAUGAGAGUCUGAAUGAUGAAAUUCCUAUUGUAUUUGAGGUCAGGCCUCUAUAUGGACAGCUAAAGGUGGGUUCCAUAGUAGAUAAACCCACAUCUGUUUGUAUUCAGGGUUUGCACCCACAAAUGAUCACUUUGCCAUCUAUCUCCAGUGAUAUAAACUAUAGUACUUCCAUUGAAGUAACUUUUGGAUUCCUAAUUAGAAUCCUCUAGUCCCUUGUUCCUAACCUUGCAUUUACACCUCUGGAAAAUCUCAAAUAGUGUUUAUAGACAUAGGUCUACCUUGGACUGACAAGUCUUGGAAAAGAGGAAAUAAUUGUCUCCUUAAAAAUUAUGAACUGGGGGCAGCUAAAUGGCUCAGUGGUUUGAGAGAAAUGGGCCUAGAAAUGGGAAGUCCUGGGUUCAAAUAUGACCUCAGAUACUUAUUAGCUAUGUGACCCUGGGCAAGUCACAUAGCCCUAUUGUCUGGCUCUUAUUGCUCUUCUGUCUUGGAACCAAUACACAGUAUUAAUUCUAAGAUGGAAGAAAAGAGUUUUUAAAAAUUAUGAAUCGAUUUGAUCAUAAACUUCUCAAGGGCAGGAACCAUGUCUUAAUUUUUAUUAACAGUGUCAGUGCUUACUACACAGUGCUUAGCUUAAGCCCAAGUGUUGUUGAGCAUUUUUCUCCUUGCAAAGUCAAAGUUAGAAUUGUCUUUAUCAUGAUUAAAAAGGCAAUUAGGAACAUAAUUUAAUGAGACACAUGGUCAUCUUUUGGUAUUCAUAUUGAUCAUAAACAAAGCCUAUCUUGAAGAUAGUUGCAGUGUAUGCAUAAGCAUCCAUUGCAAAGAACAAAGAGGUCAAGAAAUUCUACAAAAAACUAGAUCAGAUCCUCCCAACCAAGCCAGUACUUUGAUGUUCAGUAACUUCAGUUAGAAAGGUGGACACAGGUGAGAAGGGUGAAACUGUUAGAAAAUAUGAUACAUAUUUACUGAAUAGAUAAAUGCUCAAAGGACAUGAAUACUUUUCAAAAGAACAGGCAACAACUAUAUGGGAGAAAAAUGCCCCAAAUCCAUAAUAAUUAGAGAAAGGCAAAUUAAAACAACUCUGAAAUUUCACCUUAUGCCCAUCAAAUUGACAAAAACUUUAAAAGAAAAAAAUAGUAAAUUUUGGAGAGAUUAUGGGAGGAAAACCACACCAAUAGACUGUUGGUGGAACAAAAGUAAUCUGAUAUUAAGCAAUUUACACUGUUAAUACUGUUACUUACACUCAUCUGUCUUAUCACUUGAAAUAUAUCUCAAGAAGGUCCAUGGCAGAAAGGUCACAUACCAAAAUAUUUAUAGUAGCCCUUUUCGGUAUAGCAAAAAAUUGGAAGCAAAGUGGGUUUCCAUUCAUUGGAAAAUGGCUGAAGAAAUUGUGGUAUGUGAAUGUAAUGUUAUGGCAUUUGUUAAAAAAUGAGAAAUUCAUAGAAAUAUGGGAGGGCUUAUAGCAACUAAUGCAGAAUGAAGAAAGUAGAGCCAGAAAGAAGUUAUACACAAUGACUAAUAAUGGCUAAAAAACACUGAAAUUCAGAUUAAAUAUAAUGAUCAACUCAUAAUUAGAACCUAGAUCAAAUUGCCUGCCAUCUUAUGGAGAGAUUUUGAAACUCAGAGUUUUAGAAAAUGAAUAUAAAAUUUUUACAUGUAAUUGGGAAAAAAUAAAAUAUAUUUUAAAAAAGAAAAAGCAAAAAAAUUUUAAAUGUAUAUAAAUGAUCAAUAUUGUUUCUGAGGGUCCUGAUCAAAAACAGUUCCCUUCUUUUAAUAGAAUGGUAGUAGCCUGGGUACGUAAUUAUGUAAUGUUAUAUUAUUACAUAUAGCUAUUGGAUUGAAAUUUUGCUUAGAUGCUUUUCUUUGUUAUAAGGGAGGGUUUUAUGGGAGCAUUUAUUGGGAAAUGACUAGUAUUUUUGAAAAAGUAUCACUAAGACAUUAAGAAAUAAGACUUGGGUUUGAAAAACAAUAAGAGGCCAAAGGUCAAAAGCUUCAUGCCUUUCUAUUAAUAAAGGGAGUCAGUAAACUUUUGAGUGCCCACUAUAUGUCAGCACUAUGCUAAAUGCCAGGGACACAAAAGCAUAAGAUAGUACCUGCCCUCAAGGAGCUCACAGUGAGAAGACAGUGCUUAAAAAGAAGUUGGAAAGUGGGGGAAGAGGGGUUGAACUGGGGAAGAGGGAGCCUAGGGGAGAAGGUUACUUGGCAUGAUGAAGUCUUAAAGCUAGAGCAGGAAGUGGUCUGAGGAAGAGAGUUUCAGAACUGAUUUUUAUCUUACAGAAUAAUGUUUCUAGAGAUCAUGAAGUCCAGGAAAAUAGCCAGAUGGAAACAAUGAGGUGAAUUCUCUAGGUACCUUCUUUAAAUGGUAAAGGAUCUGAAAGGAACUCCUCUAGUUUCCUCCCCAGAGGUAGGGAGUUCUGAAGUGUGAUUUUCAGAGGAUUCUAUCUUGUAAAAUUAUGUGAUGAGUACUGUCCCCAAGUAAAAAGAGAGAGAGAGAAGGGGAAAAAAUUUAAACAUCUAUGUUCCAGAUGAUGUGCCAAGUGCUUUACAAAUUUUAUCUAAUUCGACCCUCACAACAACCCCAUGUAGUAGGUACUCCAGGGGUUGGAAGGUGUUAAAUAUGGCAAGCAAUUUUAAUACUGGUUACAGAUUUGGAAGUCAAAUCAGAAUCAGUUGUAUUCUUAAUCCAGUCAUGCAGAAAACUGAAUGGAGCAAGAAAAGGUCAAGAUAACAUCAAAUUAGAAGAAAGGAUAAAAGUAGAAAAAUGAUGCUGCAAAUGAUUGCAAUAGCUACAAAUCUGACAAUUCAAAUAAGUCACUGGUGCUACAAAAAAGGAAAAUGGAAACAUUCAAAUGCUAUGAUUUGAAUAUCAAUAUUUCCUGCAAAAGUUUACCUAAUGUAAAGCAGUUACCACAACAGGGAGGCUAAAUGAGUCCACAAAACUAGUUUAACCAAUAACACUUGAACUCCCUGGUACAAUUCCUUUUCCAUAGUAUGUGCUUAAUAAAUGCUUUUUCACUCAGUCACUUCUUGAUAUAAGGAAAGUCAUGGAAGCCCAAGGCAAAAUUAAUUUAAAAUAUAAAGGCCUUUGUUAAAAUACUACAGAGGAAUUGGUGAAUGAUUAUAAUCAGUAUCACUGUAACUUGUGCUCAGAAUUUAAUAGAAGGAUGUAAGGAGGAAGACUUGCCUUAGAAAAUUGUAGUGUUUUAUUGAUGCCAAACUUCUUCCUGAAACAAAUGCCUAUAUUUUAAUAUUUUUCUAGUGAAACUAUAUGACCAAAUCAUGAAAUACCAUUAUCUCUGAAGAAUUAAAACUUAAAGGGCACUAGAGAGAUACAUGGUGGUCAUCAGACUGAUAUAUAUUACUAACCAAGAAUUCUAUAUGACAAACUACAAAGUCAUAGAAAUGUAUGACUGGGGGGGGGAGGGGGAAGUGGGCCAAAUGUGAAUGAAGGACACUAAUAGAUAGCCUGUGUGCGUCAUUGCUAUCUACAUCAUUUCAAGAAAUCUAGAAAAAGCCCCUACCAUUCCCUAUAAAGAAUUUAUAGGACAUAGCCAAGAGUUAAAAUGGGGUGAGAAGACAUAGAGUGUAGUCCUUAUUAUUGGUAUCAUUUCAUAUGACAAUAAAAAGUGAUGGAAGUGAAGUCAGCAUCCCAAGAACAGAGCAUUCAUUAAUGAAAUGGGCAAGAGGCCAACAACUAGAUGGAAAAUGGAACAAAUAUGCCAAAAUUUCCAUAAUCUAUUUCAUAAUUGGUGACGGGAAUCAUCAUAGGCCUUCAUGUCUCAGACUGAUGUUUGGAAGACAGAGUUGAGAAGAACAAAGUUAGUUUCGAUGAAAAUAUUCAAAGAAUUUAUAUUACUGGUAAUGCAAGCACUGAAGGAUUGUAAGAUAUCCUAGGUAAGGGAAUAUGCCAAAAGAAUGAACAUUAUUAUCCACAAAGGUGAUCAAGAGACCAUUAAUAACUAGCAAGCCAUAUGAAUAUUUUCUCAUAUUUAUAUAGUUGUUAGUUUCUCUAAGGCAGACAACAUCUUUCUACUGAAUGAAAGGUGCAGAGAAUAUGAGAUCCCAUCCUGUAAUUUUUUUUAUUAUAAAAAAGCAUUUGAUGUGAUAGGUCAAUAAAGGGACUCAUGCAUAUGUUAAAAUCAUGCAAAACCCUUAAUAAAUGCAACUACAAAGUAACAAUUCAAUAACUGACUUACUAAGAUCAAGAGAUAAACUGGGGAGAUGUAUGCUUGGUAAAGGUAUUUGCCACUGCAUGGAAGGUGUACUGUUCAAGUUCCAAAUACAAGAGUGAUUUUCCCUUUGGUUAGUGAGAUAUUCUUUGCCAAUAAAAUUGUGAUUAUGGAGCUCCAGAUCAUUACCUCAUGAAUGACAACACCCAGGAUUUCUCAAAGGAGAUAAUCAAAAAUCCAAAUAGAAACAACUUAAAUGGCUCAAAAUUCUCAUUGUCUUGACUAUAACAUAUAGUUAGGGGUGACUAGACCAUUGAUUUGGGGGGGAGGGAUUGGUAUCUGAGACAUGGAUUGUGCAUGGUUCAAAAUUCAAUGGGAAUGCAAGGGCAGCAUAUUGGGCAGGAAGAAGAGAGCAGGGUGGCUUACUUUUGAGAAGUUUUGCAGUUCUUUUAAUGAUUCCAAACUAUUCCAUGGUGAAAAAAAACCCCAACAACAUUCUCUUACAUAAACAUUUCCCCCAUGACACAAUAUCAAUGUUAAUCAAUCAUGGAAUGUCAAAAUGUUAAAAGGAUCAAAGUUGCAGAUGACCCCAAAGACACUGGAUAAAAUGUGAUUUAUGUGCAAGACAUGGCUUAAGGGAUAUCAUUGAGAAAAUAUAUAAUUGUAUAAGGAGAUGGGCUCCUCAGAGGUUGAGAUCAAGGGUGGUACCCAGAAAAUUUUAAAAGAUUAAAAAAAAGACAAAAGGACCAAGUAGAUCAAAUGGAGCCUUUGUGGAGGACGUAUGGGAGAAAGCAGACUAACUGCACAGAUGAGAAGGCAUGAAUAGGUCAUGGUUCGGAUCAGUAGUUCUUGGAGGCAGGAAUCCUAGAUUCUUUUUCACAUCUACUAUAACCCAGAAGUAGACCAUUUUUCUGUCUCUAUUGCUCUAUUUGUAGGAAUAGAUUAUGUGAAAAUUGAGCUUCUUGGAAGCCCUUUAAGGUGUACUAAAAAGCUUAAAGUACCAAGGACUUAAUUUAAUAGUGUUAAAAGUUUAUUUUGAAGAAAAUGUUGAUCUUGUUUUCAGUGUUAAAGUCUAGUGCCCUCUUGUACUCUUUUUUUUUUAAUUAAAUAAAACCCUUUCUGUCUUAAUAACAACUCUUAAGACAGAAGGAUAUGGGCUACAUAAAGAGAGGUAAGUGACUUGCCCCGGGUCACACAGCUAGAGUGCCUGAGGCCAGAUUUAAACCCAGGUCCUCCCAACUCUAGGCUUGGCACUCUAUCUACUGAGCCACCUAGCUGCCCCUUCCUAAACUCCUUGUUUUUUAAUUCCUUACCUCCUGUCUUAGAAUAGAUACUGAGUAUUGGUUCUCAGGUAAGAGCUAGGCAACUGGGGUUAAGUGACUUGCCCAGGGUCACAUAGCUAGAUUUGAACCCAGCACCUCUUGUCUCCAAGCCUGGUACUCUAUCCAGUGAGCCACCUAACUGCCCCCUUGUAUACUUUUUUUUUUUUAACCCUUACCUUCCAUCUUGGAAUCACUACUGUGUACUGGCUCCAAGGCAGAAGAGUGGUAAGGUCUAGGCAAUGGGGGUUAAGUGAUUGGGUUAAGGGAUUUGCCCAGGGUCACACAGCUGGGAAGUGUCUGAGGCCAGAUUUGAACCUAGGACCUCCUGUCUCUAGGCCUGGCUCUCAAUCCACUGAGCUUCCCAACUGCCCCUUCCUCCUAUACUUUUAAUAGCUGGAGUUCUCUGCAUCUACCCUGCCCUAGUAGUCAGUUCUCUUUGGAUUCAUUUGUCCCUUUUUAGUAUAUGUGAAAAAAAAACAUGACCAACUCUUGAUGUCUCCUUGCAAGAAAGUUCCUCCCACAUUCCCUUGUUGUUUUCCCACAAUCCAGUGGCUCUUUCCAAGAGCUUGAUGUAAAAGCACGGUUGCUCCUUUAGUGGCAUAUUCCACUCUGCCAACUACAUGGAUACCCCAGAGAAGGUGUACCCAGUGGGUUACCAGGCUCUAGAGUAUUCACUUCUUUUGGUCACAGUAGACGUGGGUGGUUAUUCAGAAAGGAAACACUUAUCAGCCCAGCUCUGGACCAUCUAUACUCCUGAGAGAUAGUGGUCUCUUCUCUGCUGCCUCUCUGGUUUCGUGGGCAUUGACAGUAGGAAAACCCCCACGCACGAAGCUAGCUGUUCUAAUUGCUCAUGUGUGUGGGAAGCAUAGGUCACAUUUCACUGAUUAGCAUCAUAAUGUUGUUGAGUCAGUACUCCAUGGUGCACGAUCUUAUUCUGGAAUGAGAAGAGAAGCACUCUUGCAGUGACUUAAGCUUUAGCUCUGGGAGGGCUUUAUGAUUCCAAGCAAAAUCAUCCAAAAAGACCCUCCUGUCCUUUGCCAACUGCACGAUGAACAGAGCCCCUAUAAAAUGUAGAUUUUUAAAAUGACAAUUAACUUAUACCCCAAAGAAAUAUUUAAGAAUGAGCAAAAGAAAUCAGAAUAAGGAUAAGAAUUUUGCUAAAACUGGUAUGUGCUGUCCUCUUGGCGCACUUGGGCUUGACUUCCUACGAGGCAUUUUCUCAAGGAAGAAUUCUGAUUUCUCAGUAUCAGUGGGGUAGCAUACAUCUAUGCUUCUUAUUCUUAGAAACUUUGUUGUUUUGCUAACAAGAUCAAACGAACCCUUAGUUUGAACAAAAUGGAGGCUGGUUUUACCACGUCAUUAUGGGGGCUGAAGCCCUUUCUAAUAUGAGAAGGGAGUCACUCCCCCCUUUCCUACUUUUCUGAGGUUCAGAAACUACAAUCACACUUUAGUCUUCUUACAAGCCUGUAGAUUGGCGACUAUAACUCUCAGGUUGGGUUCCAGAAGACAAAAGGAGCACUUAGCGUUGAAGAUCUCUUCUUUCACAGACACAUCUAGCCAGGUGGUAGAAUAGAAAGUAUUCUGGAUUGUAGAUGAUGACUUCAAGGUCUGCUAUGUAAGCCAAUCACCUUUUAACUUAACCUUUUCCUUUUCUGCUUUGCUCUUUAGCCAUGAGAAAGGUGUGAGUGUAUAUACCUCAUAGCAUUUCUCCUCUAACCAUUCCAUAGCCCAGGCCUGGCAGUCUAGGGAUGAUAUGAAUAAGGAAGCUGUUGUCCUCAGGCAACAAAACAGUGCUCCAUCUCUUGUCCCUCUCCUCACCAGAUAUGGGUAGCUGUUGGUGUCAUGGAUCAAGGCCUCUCCAUCAAUGCAUUUAAUCCUGCUGUAAUAUGAUUGAGGAUGUAUCAAAGGUGAGCUGUAAGUGCCUUCCCCAUCUCUAGUGGGCAGUGACCUCUUAGAAACUUGCAAAACCCUUUGUUUAUGAUGUCUCAAACUUUUCCCCUUUUAUACAUACCAAGAACAUUCCCUAAGAAGCAUCCCGACACCAAAACCCAAGCCAAUAAAUAGCCGUCAUUUGAUCCACUAAAUAAAUCUAUUCUAGCCCCUUCCUUCCCUAGUUUCCUCUUCUUGGCAAGGUUUCCAGGGGAGGAAGAAUUUGCAUUUUGUAGGUGAAUUCUGGGAAACAGCUAGAAUUUAAUGUUGUUUCUUACUAGAAGCAUUUUAACCUAUUUCCUACACAUGACUAGAAUGAAAUCUUGGCCUGAGAGGCAGGGUUGUCCUUCAUACCUAUUGUGCUGAUCCAUUUUUCCCUCUUAGAAGCAAACAAACAACUUGGGAAGGACUCUGUGGCAUUUUGCUGCUUCCUAAGUCUGGCUGAGAAAAAACGGAGCUAGGUCUCUCUGACAACCCCCAUAUAGGUUCAGCAAAUAUUGCCUUAUCUAAUGGGAUGUGAUAGACUUGAGUUCCUAUUCUACACCAGUAAAUCAAGUGAUUGGAUAGAAGAUGGUGAGGGGAACUCUGUGUAUUCCCUUUGGAUCCCCCCACCCCAAAUACCUGCUUCUUUACCCCUGAUCCUCUGGACAGAAGAAUUCAGCAAAAGGUGUUUUUUUAAGACCUGCUGGCCUAAAGCAAUUGAACAGGUUUUAUGCUCUCCAUUUUCCCAAGUAGGUCCCUCUGAACAGGCAAAAGCUAGGUCCAAUCUAGUCGCCACCACAGCAUUCAUCCCCUGUUCAUGAAAAGAGUUUUGGGGUUAGAGCGAGGUAGCUAGGUAGCAUAAUGGGUAGAGUACCAGGCCUGGAGUGAGGAGGAUCUGGGUUAAAAUCUGAUCAUUGACACCUUCUAACUAUGUGACCCUGAACAAGUCACUUAACCCCAAUUGACUAGCCCCUGGUCUUCUGUCCUAGAAUUGAUACUAAUUGGGUGGCCUUAAACAAGUUGUUUCCCUUCUCUUGAUCUCAAUUAUCUCAUUUUUUAAAGUGAAACCCUCAUGUAAUUGGUAGGAUGAGUUGGGAUUAGGAUAAUAGCAAUUGUGCAUCCUGCAUACAUAAAGCACUUUUCUGGUUUUAUAUCCAUUAUCUCAUUCAUUUCCCCUUGCUGAGAUUGUUUCUCCAUUUCCAAAAUGAAAGAGUUGGGCUAAACAAUCUCUUAAGUCUCUGCCAGUUGUAUUUUUUGGAUUCUCCGACAAGAUGAUCUCUAAGGUUCUUCCUAGUUCUCAAAAUUAUAUGACUGUGACACUAUGAACCUAUAUAAGCCCUGUAAAAUGGGGGUUUAACCCACAGGUUAUCUCCAUUUUAUAGAUGAGAAAAUUGGAGAAAUUAGAUGAACCUUCUCAGAUUUCCCAGUUAGUUAGCUAGUUACCGGCAAGACUGGGAUAAGAAUCCGGGUCUCCUUACUCUGCAUACUGUGAUUAUUACAUACCAUUUCCAAAAGAGGAUCAUAGGCCAUAAGCCUAUCAUAAGCCAGAUUCCUAAAACCUCAAAUAGCUUUGGGCUCCUCUCCCAAGCCAUUUAUGAAUGGAACCCAAGUGCUUGGAAAUUCCUUCCCAGAGAGCACUGGCAAUAUUAUUUUUUUUAUUUUAAAAAUAUUUUUCCUUGUUUCCAUGAUUCACUUUCUUUCCCUCCUCUCUUCCUGCUCCCCUCCCAGAGCUGACAAGCAAUUCCAAUGGGUACUACAAAUGUUAUCACUUGAUCUUUUAAAGCCCAAACCCCAAAUUCUAUGCCCAUAUAAACAAGUGAUGUCAUAUGCUUUUCUUCUGUGUUUCCGCUCCCACAGUUCUUUCUCAUAAGUCCCUCAGGAUUGUCCUGGAUCAUUGCAUUGCUGCUGGUAGAGAAGUCUGUUAGAUUUGAUUGUGCCACAAUGUUUCAGUUACUGAGUACAAUGUUCUCCUGGUUCAAACUUUGGCAAUAUUAGCACCACUUUCAAGUUUCUUUUGGUUAAUGCUUUUUCUAAAAGGCUUUAUUUCCCUAGGGAGAUUUAAAUGGAUAGCUCCCACUGACCUGGGUUCUUCUCUCCCUCUCCUGCCCUUGGCUUUUGCCUCCCCAACAACAUUACAAUCUGGGUUCAUCUGGCUAUUUUAAGCCAAGCUGAAGGUUCUGCUAAUCCAGAUGGCAUCAGUGCAGUCAUCCCAUACACCCUCCUGGACAUUUCAGCUACUUACAUGGCUAUCAGGCUUUUCUUGCCAGCCGAGGUGAGGACCUAUCUCCCCAAGGCUUUAACAGCAGAAGAGUGUGAAGGCCAAGAAAGAAUAAAGGCUGAGAUUGUGAGAUUUGGAAGCUGACAGUCUCUGAGGCACAGUAGAUGAGAUGGGAGCAGGACUAGCAUCAGGCUGCUUUCCUUCUUCCUCUGGGGUGAAGAUCUUUUUUUGCUGUUGUUUUUAAACCCUUACCUUCCAUCUUAGAAUCUAUACUGCGCAUUGGUUCUGAGACAGAAGAAUGGUAAGGGCUGGACAACGGGGGUUAAGUGACUUGUCCAAGGUCACCUAGCUAGGAGGUAGCUAAGGUCAGAUUUGAAUCUGAAUCCAGAACUUCCCCCAUCUUUAGAUCUGGCUGGCUAUCCACUGAGCCACCUAACUGCUCCUAGGGUAAAGAUUUUUUUUUUUAAAUUUCCAUACUGUCCAUUUUUGUAAGUGAUCAAUCUUAUAAAACCAAAACCUCCAAACACCAACACAAAUAAACAACUGAAAAAUCA
Molecule: messenger RNA, 13724 nt
Organism: Monodelphis domestica (gray short-tailed opossum)
Lineage: Eukaryota; Metazoa; Chordata; Mammalia; Didelphimorphia; Didelphidae
Gene: PIGQ
Product: phosphatidylinositol glycan anchor biosynthesis class Q
Biological process (GO): GPI anchor biosynthetic process
Cellular component (GO): membrane; endoplasmic reticulum
Source: RefSeq, a predicted model, not a curated record